Messenger RNA from Drosophila rhopaloa, 846 nucleotides. Its product is annotated as proline-rich extensin-like protein EPR1. Bases 35 to 715 code for a protein of 226 amino acids. The record is from RefSeq and is a predicted model, not a curated record. NCBI's taxonomy places the organism in Eukaryota, Metazoa, Arthropoda, Insecta, Diptera, Drosophilidae. The transcript has 2 exons.
CCGUCGUCGCAGCAAGAACGUUCCACCACAAAAAAUGAAAGUCCUUAUCCUGGCUGUUUGCAGUCUGGCUCUGGUAGCCGCCGAUGUCUCGCAUCUGUUCGGUCAUGAUCACCAUGAUCCCCACGAUCAUCCUGGCUACAACUAUGACCCGCCGAGCAUCCCCUUUGACCUGCCCACUCCGGCUCCAGCCUAUCUGCCCCCGGAACCUGUGACCGUUCGUGUGGUUCCCGUGACUCAGCCGCCAGCAGUUUACUUGCCUCCCGUGACCGUGAAGCCUGUGAUCCCGAUUGUCAGGACUCCCAAGCCUGCGUAUCUGCCUCCUCCUCCUCCGGUUGUGAAGGUCAACCCGCCUAAGCCCGCCUAUCUGCCUCCUCCACCACCAGUGGUGAAGGUCAACCCUCCCAAGCCCGCUUAUCUGCCUCCUCCACCACCGGUCGUCAAGGUCAACCCACCCAAGCCCGCCUAUCUGCCACCCCCACCACCGGUUGUCAAGGUCAACCCACCCAAGCCCGCCUAUCUGCCACCUGCACCCGUGGUGGAGCAGCCUCGCUAUGUGGCACCCGCUGUAGUGCCCACCUACAAGAUCCCGAUCCCCUCGUACGCCGCUCCUCUGGAGGAACCCGUGAACACCUAUCUGCCGCCCCAGGAGAUCGUGGUGCCCCACAGUGAUGAGGGCUACAACUACGAUCCACCAGCAGAGCCCUUCCUAUUCUAGAAAGCAAUCAUCCUCAGCCAUUUUGUAUUUGUUGUCUUUGAAUGUCACACGUAUUUACCUGUAGUUAUUUAUUGUUUACCAAGCUCAGCCUGCACUAAAAAACGAAUAAAGCUUAGCACUGCGAAAACGUA